This is a messenger RNA of Triplophysa rosa, 3637 nucleotides long. It is a transcript of the gene pou6f1, whose product is annotated as POU class 6 homeobox 1. Gene Ontology annotation, molecular function: RNA polymerase II cis-regulatory region sequence-specific DNA binding; DNA-binding transcription factor activity, RNA polymerase II-specific. Gene Ontology annotation, biological process: regulation of transcription by RNA polymerase II. The coding region runs from base 438 to 2246 and encodes 602 amino acids. The transcript is spliced from 12 exons. The record is from RefSeq and is a predicted model, not a curated record. NCBI's taxonomy places the organism in Eukaryota, Metazoa, Chordata, Actinopteri, Cypriniformes, Nemacheilidae.
GUGUUCUGUCGAGCCAGCGCCAUUUUUUCAACGCAAGACUCGGCCUGCAUAAAUUAUGUUCAUGACGUAGUGCAAAAGAGCAAAUUUGUGUUAAUUUUGGGGGACUUUUCUGUAGAUACAGGUUCUCUUUAGCUAAUAAGGUGCACUUACCUCACUGGCACAACAGUUAACGAAAAUACGGCAUUAAACGUUUAGGAAAGGAGCAGCAGCGCUCUCCCGAGCCUCCUUAUCAAUGCAAAUAGCUCUUUUGUGUGCAUCCGUAUCGCGGCGCCUGGACGCUGUGAGAUGAAUUUUUAAUUAUGCAUGUUUAAAACAAACUGUGGCAAAGCUCGCCGAAGGAGAAGAAAUCAAGAAAACAGCCCACCUUUCACCGGGUGAUACUGUGGCGCUGUAUCACUAUGCAGAAUCAUUGAUCAUUGUGGAACAAAGACAUCACCAUGGACACGGAGGAUCUCCCAGCAAACAAUGCUCCUCUUACUGUCAAUGAGCAGAUUUUAGGUUCCUGCACUUUGAAAUUCCCAGCACAAGACGACCAGGUCAUCGUCAUGUCAGGUCAGGAGACCAUCCGUGUGUUGGAGGUGGAGGUGGAUACGGUCUUGUCCUCUUCGGGGGGUGAUGGAAAGGUGGAGUCAGGGGGCGACGAAGGGUGCGCUCAGACCCUGGAGGCAGUUGAGGAGGCUCCAUUGGAAAGUCCAGAAACCACAAGCACAACCACAGCUGUAACUGUGGACGUCUCGGCACCUGCAGCCCAGACUGUGACCCCCAAAGUCUCCAUCAGUGUGUCCCAGCCACAGACCAACGUGCCCAUCACUGUUCAGGCCUGCCCACAGGUUCUGACUCAGGAUAGUUUGGCCUCUCUGAUGACUGGUAUGCUAGCACAACAGAGUUCUCUUGGUCAGCCGCUGUUCAUUCCUCUGAGCAUGGCCGGAUCUGUGGGGUGUCAGGGUGGUCUGGCAGUGUUCACGUUACCGACUGCUACCGUGGCCACCCUCCCUGGCCUUACUGCUGCCAGCCCUGCCGGAGGACUACUGAAGCUCCCGUUCGCUGGGCUGCAAGCUGCGACCGUUUUGAACCCUGCGCAGGCUGUCCUGCAGCCUCAGGUGUCUGCUUUGCAGUCAGUGCAGGCGGCCAUGCAGCCAUCGCAGACCGUGUCGACCACUGCUGCAUCUGCUUUGCAGAGAGUGUCAGAACCCAGCAUCUCGGUUGCAGCACUUCAGGCUGCAGGCCUGUCCAUCAAUCCGGCUAUUAUAAGCGCUGCGUCUCUGGGCGGGCAGCCUCAGUUCAUCAGUUCUCUUACUACAACUCCCAUCAUCACCAAUGCCAUGUCUAACGUGGCAGGACUCACAAGUCAGAUCAUUACCAACGCACAGGGCCAGGUAAUCGGAACGCUACCUCUCCUGGUUAAUCCUGCUUCACUGGCCGGAGGUCAUGCUCAAGGUCUGCAGCUCCAAACUGUAUCCCCACAGCUGCUCCUCAACUCCCAGGGUCAGAUCAUCGCUACUAUAGGGAACGGCCUAACAGCCGCUGCCCCGUCCAUUGCUUCUGUCCUCCCCAAAGCCACCGUGCCCCUGACACUCACCAAGACCACCACACAGGGUCCUAUUGGGAAAGUAACCCAGUCAAAAUUGAUCAUUGCUCCUCAGCCCACAGCGGGGAAAGCAGUCACGGCUCUCUCCUCUCCUGGUGCCAUCGCGUGUGUGGACAUGCCAACCGUGGGCCAACUUGUCAGCAAGCCGCAGUCUGGUGUAAAUGAAGAAGAGGCCAUUAAUCUGGAGGAGAUCCGUGAGUUUGCCAAAAAUUUUAAGAUUCGACGGCUCUCUCUGGGUCUGACACAGACUCAAGUGGGUCAGGCUCUAACUGCUACGGAGGGACCCGCCUACAGUCAGUCAGCCAUCUGCAGGUUUGAGAAGCUUGACAUCACUCCAAAAAGUGCCCAGAAGCUGAAACCCGUCCUGGAGCGCUGGCUGGCUGAAGCUGAGCUUUGGAAUCAGAAGGGUCAGCAGAACCUGAUGGAGUUUGUGGGCGGCGAACCAUCCAAGAAGCGUAAACGGAGAACCAGUUUCACGCCGCAGGCCAUCGAGGUCCUCAACACGUACUUUGAUAAAAACUCCCUUCCCACCGGCCAGGAAAUCACAGAGAUCGCCAAAGAGCUGAAUUACGAUCGAGAGGUGGUCCGUGUCUGGUUUUGUAACCGGCGGCAGACUCUUAAAAACACAAGCAAGAUCAAUGCGUUUCAGGCCCACUAGGAUGAAGGAGCAUCUGAAUGAACUUUCUGAAGGUUUGGUGUACAAUAACUGGUUGGAAUUUUUGGUGCUCGUUACAAAAUGACUGAAUUGACUGAUUUUGAGAUGAACCGACGGCUCCUGCGUGUUGGAAUAAUAUCAAACAUACAUUAUUUUUGUUGUUCAUUUUGCCUUUUGUUGUGCUGCAUGCAGAGUGAGUUUUUGGUGUGCAAGGACAAUUUCUGAUGCUAAAAUGACCAUUAAGAAAUUGAUGAAGCUGCAAAAUGCUAUUGUUGCUGUUUUACUUAUCAAUGAAAGUAAGUAUUCAUUUAUACAUAUUUUUGCUUUUAAUAUUUCACAGAAACUAAACUGACGUUAUUCUUGACAGCAGUAAUUUGCUUUCGCUGUAGCAAUCGCAGCUUUGGGUUUUGACUAAAUAUAAAUUACACAUACGAGGUUAAUGAAUAAUUUGACAGAAUUUUCCAUUUCAUGUGUUCGUGUAGUUUUGCUGUAAACAAAUUUUCCUGUGAACAAAUGUAUUUUGGUCUUUAAUUCAAUUCCUUCAAGAUCAGUGCAGUGCUUGUAUAUUUUAGAUGUGGUUCGGUUGAACGUCAUACUGGACAAACAUAGUACUCUGAAUCAGACAGCAUGACCCGCUAUUACUAUGUGGUUAAAUCUGUAUUAAGUUUGGACUGUCAUUGUCAUCUAUUAAUUUUCAUCUUUGUGUGAUUUUCAUUGUGGUAUGUCUGUCUAUUGAUUUAAAUAGAAAGUGUAAAGUGUAUUGAAGAUUGCAGUUACUGAUAUUGUAGAUGUCUUAUGGGUUUUGUGGAUGCUGUUAUUUUGGUUUUGCCAUAAGGAGUUAAAAACACAAUUUAAUAUCAUUCAAGAGAAAAUUACAUCAAUACUAUAUGAGGCACUUAUAAAAACAUGACUUGAAAUUUAUUAUUGAUCAAAGAGUUUUAUAACAUGACAAGUGUUAAAGAAUAUUAUCAAAUAAUGCGAAUUGUAGUUCAUGCAAUUAUACUCUCAUUUAUAAUAGAACUUUGAAAGAUUGUGACAUUGUGCAGCAAUAUUCAGUUUAUAUGAACAUUUUCAAAAUUUGUGACGGAAAGCAGUCCAGCGUGUUUUACCACGUUUUUAUGUUUAAACAUAAAGCUAUAUUGUUCUUAUGGACCUUUAGUAUUUAUCUAAUGGAUUUGUAAUUGGUAUAAUACCAGAAAUUUACGGUAGAAGUGAGAAAGGGAUUGUGAAAUUAUACUUAAGGCUAUGAACAUGGACGUAAUAUGCUGAAGAUGAACAAAACGAUGCCUAACAAUUGUAUUUACAGAUUAAAAUCAUGGUACUCUGUUAACCAUAUUUAUUUUGUAUCAAUUGUAAUGUUUGGUAUUAACUUGUUAUUUGAAUAAAUUAACACU